AGGCCCCUGCAGAGCAGAGCGGGCGGCUGUUUUGUAGAGGAGGCAGGCAGGACGUCCUGUGGGAAAGAGGGGGGAGAAGAAGGGCCGGCUCGAGUGUUGGGCUCCUGAUGGUGGCUAUUUUUGUCUCCCCUAGCUGAGUGAUUGGGACAGGGGGUGGAAGAGAAGAUGCUUAUGGCCCGAGACACGGCGCGGGACGAGGCUCAAAAGCUACACAGGAAGUGGCUGAAGCACCAGGCCUUUAUGGCGGAACUGGCCCGCAAUAAGGAAUGGCUUGCCAAGAUCGAGCAGGAGGGUCUGGAGCUGAUCCAGGAGAAGCCAGAGCUGCGUCCAGUGGUUCAGCAGAAGCUGGAGGAGAUCAGAGAGUGCUGGUCCGACCUGGAGAGCACCACCAAGGCCAAGGCCCGCCAGCUCUUCGAGAACAACAAGCCCGAGCCGGCGGUGAAGAGCUUCUCCGACCUGGACAAUCAGCUCUCCCACCUGGAGCAGCAGCCCCCCCAGUUGGAGCAGGCGCACCAUCUGCCCACCUUCAACGAGCAGCUCCAGAAAUUCCAGGCUAUGGAGUCUCAGAUUGGGGACUUUUACAAGGAUGUGGGAGAGCUGGGUAGCUUGCAGGGGGUCUGCCUUCCCCAGCGAGGGGUGAUGGCAGGUGACAGGGAAGGCGGUGACAGGGAAGGCGGCGAGCAGUCGGGCGUGGCGGAGACCCGAAUCGUCCGCCUCAUUGAGCCGCUGAAGGAGAGACGCCGCAUCCUGCUGGCUUCCAAAGAGAUGCAUCAGGUCGCCCAGGACCUGGAGGACGAGAUACUGUGGAUUCAGGAGAGGCUUCCCUUGGCCUCCUGUAAGGAUUAUGGAACUAACCUCCAGAGUGUACAGCAGCAUGUGAAAAAGAACCAAACACUCCAGAGGGAGCUGACCGGGCGGCGGGCUCGCGUCGAGGAGGUUCUGGACCGCGCGGGGAUCAUCGCUUCGCUGAGGACUCCCGAGGUGGAGUUUGUGCGCGAAGGGGCCGGGCACGUGCGCCAGCUGUGGGAGGUUUUGCAGCUGGAGACGGAGCGGCGCUGCGUGAUGCUGGACGCCACGCUGCAGGCUCAGCAGUACUACAGCGAGGCGGCUAAAGUGGAGUCCUGGCUGUCCGGUCAGAAGCUCCAUCUGGUCAACGAAGAGAGAGGCACGGACGAGGCGAGUACCCUGCAGCUGCUGAAGGCCCACCUGGCUCUGGAGCAAACGGUGGAGACAUACGCAGAGACAGUGGGCAUGCUAUCCCAGCAGUGCCAGCGUCUGAUGGAACUCGGACACCCAGAAAGCGUGCAGCUCACCAAGCAGCAGUCGCACAUAGACCGGCUGUAUGUGUCUCUGAAGGACAUGGUGGAGCACAGGAAGACCAAGCUGGAGCAGCAGUACUGGCUCUAUCAGCUCAACAAGGAUGUGGAGGAGUUAGAGAAGUGGAUCACUGACAGGGAGACGGUGGCCAGUUCCACUGAGCUGGGCCACGACCUCGAGGACGUGACGGUGCUUCAGGAGAGGUUCACCAAGUUCGCCUCAGAAACCAACAGCGUUGGCCAGCAGCGUAUGGAGCAGGUGAACAAAAUGGUGAACGAGAUGAUCGACUGCGGCCACUCGGACGCCGCCACCAUUGCCGAGUGGAAGGACGGGCUGAACGAGUCGUGGGCCGACCUCCUGGAGCUGAUGGAGACCCGCAGGCAGAUGCUGGUGGCGUCGCACCAGCUGCACAAGUUCUUCACUGACUGCAAAGAGGUCUUGGCUCAGAUCGCGGGGAAGAUGAAGCAGCUGCCAGAGGUGAGGGCGUGCCAAGCCAACAUCACCAAUCCGGCCACCCUGCAGAGACUCAUGCACUCCUUCGAGCAUGCCCUUCAAUUGCUCGUCGCGCAGGUGAGGCAGCUGCAGGAGAACGCGGCCCAGUUGAGAACCAUCUAUGCUGGUGAGAAGGCCGAGGCCAUCAUGCUCAAAGAGAUGGAGGUGAUGGAGGCCUGGAAGGAGCUGCUGGGCUCUUGCGAGGCCAGUCGCGUCCACGUCACCUCGGUGACGGACAAGGUGCAGUUCUUCUCAGUGGUGCGUGAAAACCUGAUGUGGAUGGAAGGCAUCAUGGGGCAGAUCGGAUGGGAUGAGCCCAGGGAUUUGACGGCUCUCGGUGUGAUGAUGAAACAACAUCAGGAUCUGAAAGCCAAAGUAGACGGCCGCAGCAAGACCAUACAGCAGUGUGCCGAUCUGGGCAAGAUCCUCAUUGCUGCCGGCAACCUUGCAUCAGAGGAGAUACAAGAGAAGCUGGACAGUCUGCUGGCUAAGCAGAGGGACCUUGUUGAGAAAUGGGACAAACACCAGGAGAAGUUACAGCGCAAGCAGGAAAAGUUCCAGUUUGUCCAGGAGACGGUAAGGGCGGAAGCCUGGCUGAAGGCCAAGGAGCCGCUGAUCACCUCCAGAGAGCCAGAGGGAGGAGGGGCCCGGGCCCAAACAGAUGAGGUUGAGCAACUCAUCCUUCGCCACGAGGCCUUCCGCAAGGCUGCUGUAACCUGGAAAGAACGCUUCAGCUCUCUCCGCCAGCUUUCCGCAGCUGAGAAGAACAAAGAGGAGGAGAAAAAGACAACCCCACUCUCCAGCCGAAGGAUGUUCCCAUUAUCAUGUCUGACUCCCAGCGUUCCCUCAACCAGUGCUACCUCGUCUUUCUUGAGGCAGACUGUACAUGCGCAUGUAGAACACAAACUCUUACAGACCAAUCUGGAUUUUGGUGCAACCCCCGCAAGCCAGAGAUUGUCCUCAACCCUAGCCAGUUACAAGCCAGUUAUAAAUGGAUCAGGCUACAUUGGAAUGGAACAGCAGAGCAGCGGGAAGUUGGUGAGCUCCCCGUACCUUGGAAUGAACCAACAGACGGUUGGGGGUGGAAGUGACUCCGGUUUUUCGGCGCUGACCUCCCAGAGUGGUGGAGCAGACACUUCUACUUACCUUGGGAAAAACCAUAGAACUGCUGGCAGUGCAGAGAGCUCUGGGUACUUUGGACUGACAACUGGGGGGGUGGGUAGUACGCAAAACCAUCAAGGCAGUGGCAGGUUAGGAAGUUCAGGUAAUCUAGCUCAGCAGCCAAGCAGUGGAGGUAUGGGAAGCCCUGGAUUUCUGCCUCAACAGAAUAUGGGCAGUACUGGGUAUUUGGCUCAACAUCAAAAUAUGGGCAGUUCUGGAUACUUGGGACACCAGCCUAAUUUAGGGAGUACAGGAUAUUUGGCACAACAGCCUAAUAUGGGGAGUUCUGGGUAUUUGGCACAACAGCCUAAAACGGGGAGUUCGGGAUAUUUGGCACAACAGCCUAAUAUUGGGAGUACCGGGUAUCUGGCACAGCAGCCUAGUACAGGGAGUUCUGGAUAUUUGGCACAACAGCCUAACAUAGUGAGUUCUGGAUACCUAGCACAGAAUUAUCAGAGCAGUGGGGGAUUGGGUAGCUCAGGCUUUCUGGCACAAAAUCAUUACAGCAGUGGAAGUCUGGGCAGUUCUGGUUACCUGGCGCAGAGUGGUGGCAUAAUGGACCCUAAAAUGGCAUAUGCAUGGCAGCACCUAAAAGCUGACUUCGUACAGCCCAGAAUCAACCACAUCCACAAGGCCGUAAACCCACUCCUUGAGGCCAGCCGAGUGCAGCGGGAACAGUUUGGGGACAUCCCAAUGGCAGACAUGGUGGGGCCAGAAUCAGGGCUGGAGCUCCUCCACGGCCGUCUCCAGAGGGAUCCCCGUGGUAGCCGCUCUGAUCCUCAGAUGGACCAUCUGAGGCGAGAGAGGGAGUGCAAGCUGGGUAGACAGACCUCCAGCGAACAGGAGAUCCAGGCCAGGCUGAAUGAGUUGCCGCUGAUUGUGCGUCAGGAGCGCUACCGGCGGCGCCUGGAGAGGCAGUCGUCCAGCGAACAGGAGGGGAGCAGCAAGCAGAGGAUUCAGAGACAGGACUCGAGUGACCUUGAGGGCUCGGUUAAGGAGGGCUCUGACAAACGCUCAGGGGACAUCAAAUCUACCAUGGCAGAGAUUGUAGAGCAGGUCCAGGAGAGAGAGGCAGCACAGGCACGAGGAGAACCAUAUCGCCCAACAAGCAGCCUCUCAGCACCCGUGACUCGUUUUGACGGACGCCCUCGUGCACGAGACCGCCCUAAACCGAGGAGGAGGCCCCGUCCAAAAGAACCUGAGGAGACACGACGUUCUCGCUCAGCUCCAGCUACUGGUGCCCCAACGACACCUCAACCGCCUUCACACACUGCCGAAAAUAAAGGCUUCCUCUACCGCAAAAAGGCCACUGCUUCUGACCUUGAAGCUCAGCAGAGAAGCCCAAACAGCAAGUCCUGGAUGAACAUAUAUUGUGUGCUGAAGGAGGGACAGAUGACCUUCUACAAGGAUGCUAGGCACCUUACCACAACGUACAAUGAGGAGCCCCCUGUUGACCUUAUUAACUGCUCGUUUGAUCCUUCAAUGGGAUAUAAAAAGAAGAAAAAUGUCUUCAUUCUUCAGAUGAACGAUGGAAUCAACUUUGCAUUCCAUGCAAAGGAUGAGGAGGACCUGAAGGCCUGGACUUCAAACAUCACCAACUGUAUAGCUGAGCACGAUUCCAUGAGCAAGUGGGACAAGCCGGGCACCUCGUCCAUGGACCCCGACAACUCGGAGAGAAAGGAGAAGUCAGAGGGGGACGCAGACGCCAGGUCAGAGAGGUCCGAGCUGGCCGAAGGGGAGGAGCGGUCAGAGAAGGAGAGGUCAGAGAAAGGGGACGGCUCCGAGAAGUUAGACACGUCAGAAAUUGCUGACAAAAUGGAGGGCGUGGCGGGGGGCUCCAGCACGUCAGGGAAGAGCAAAUGAGGAGCCCCUUUGUGUUUUUAACAUUACUCACUGACUAAAGGCGUAGGAGACGGUGGGUGGGAGGGACGGAUGGAGAGCAUGUGCAGCUAGGUUUGCAGAUCCUCAGUCACAAAGCCGGAACACACUGAGGCCAUGGUCCUCGGACUGACUAUUGUUACUGUGACAGACUAAUCUCUCAGCCCCUCCCCUUCACCCAGGCAAAUACAUCAGUGCUUGCAUUGGGCCACCUGCUGGUAGAUAGGAGGUCGGCCCAGACAGACAGACAGACUCCAACAAGUGGUCCCAGGAAUUAGUCACCGUCACGUCCCAUCGUUGAUCGUUUAAUCUCUUGGAUUCACAGCAUCUUUCUGUAUGUAUCUUUGACUGAUAAUGUAACGCUCUGUCUAGCUAGACGAACCCGAGAAGCGGUGAAUGAAAUGUUUCACGAUAUGAAAAAAGAGAAAAAAGAAAAGAAAAGAAAAAACGUUUUUUGAAGCAAUAUACUUUUUUAGUUCUUCUCUUUGUCAAAGAGAUACAAGGGGGAAGAGGAAACAAGGAAUAAUCUCAAAUGUGAACUCUAUGAUUUGUCACAUCCACAUGAGUUUACCCCAGGCAGUUGUGCACCUUAGACACUUGACACAUCUGUAUACUAAUCAUACUGACAUUUAAUCCAGUCACAUGGCUAGCUUUGAAUCAUGUUAAUAUAACGGAAUGCUGGUGUUACCCACCUGACUUCAUUGGUGUCAAUGAAUACACAGUUCUACAGUCUCUUAUCAGUUUAAUUUAAUUUAAUUUUUUUUACAAUUUUCAUUAUUAUUAUUGUUUGUCUACGGCGAUCCAUGUAAAAAAAGAAAAAAAGAAUUUAUCAUCUAAUUCUAAUCCAAGGUGUGUUCAAAGUGGCAAUGCUCAAAGUAAUACUAAGCCUAAUGUGACACGAUGCCUUUGUAUACAUGACAAAAAAUCAGAACAUUGCAUGAAAAAAGUCAACUAGUGCACCUGUUGAACUUGCCUUUAUUUUUAUGUUCGUGGAAUAGGUCGGGCAGUAUUGGAAUUGCAAUAAUUGAAUGUGAGUGUGGGGGAGGGGGUAUGGCAAAUUGUAUUUUACUAUCACGGUCAACUUCUGAAAAACCAGAGGUAAGUUUGACAAAGUCGGGGUGUCUUCUAAACCACAGCGCGCAUGAGAAGAAAGGGAUGGUUUGUUUUUUUGGACAGGGGUUUACCAGAUUAGAGACUACUCCUUGAUCUGUGACAUGAACUAAGAUGCAAAAUGGCACCUUUGCUGUUUGUACUGUAAUACUGCAAUUCAUUUCCCACAGAAUGUAUUGAUUUUCAGCUGUGAAAUGUUCCGUCGCCGCCGUGUUUUGCGGUGCCCCAAAAAUUGUAAAAAAGAAAAGAAAAACAGCCUCUGAAGCGGUUUCACUGAGAGUUGAGCCUCUCCGUACCCUGUGUGUUUCAUUUGAAGUUCAGACUGAUCGGAAUCUCUCCAUCAAAAGGCAAGUUAAAUGUAAAACUGUCAUGAUUCGAGUCAUGAAUUGUAUAUACCUAUCUUUGUAUGUAUACCAAUAAAUCCUGUGCUCUAAUAAAACAAUACUCUGAACUGAAAUGGGUAAAAUUAAAACAUUUGUAUUAAUCCACAAAUAAAGAAAAACAUCUGUCACUCAAAUAUAUGAACGGCAUUUAAAUGAACAAUAUGCAAAUUAGGAGCCACUAUUAAAUAGCAUAGUGUAUAUAAGUACACUAGUAUCUAGUUUUACCAGGGAAGAGCAGCAGGACAUACUGGAGGUAUGCUUGUUGUAUUUUUAUAUGCCUAUAUUUAUUCUUCUCAGAUUCAGCAGUUGCCCCAAUAACAACUUGUAAUAAAGCCAGACUGAGCGGACAGUGUGUCGGUGAGAGGUGUGUGUGUUACAGUCAUACAUCACAGACAUGACAACUAGCCUGGCAAGUUCAGUACAUGCAUGCUUACUAAACUGAGGUACGGUACGCCGCGAUCACAGAGGUGAGCGGGAAUUAGUCUAUUGUUUGCCAUGCAUCAGUUAUUUUUGUAACUCCUAUUAAAGUUGUCAUUUUGACACGUUGUGCUCGAAUUAAUGACAAAAGAGGGAAUAGUGUGCAGUAAAACAGAGGCAGCAGCUGCAACUUUCCAGCCGAUCAAACUGCACCUCAAAUGUGUAAAGAAAUGUUUUAAAAAAAGUCUUCCAUUCUAUAAGAAUACUGGAUGCAUAUCUCAGAUGUCCCUGACUCGAGGACCGUAGUGAUGGUGUGCAUCACUGCCGCCGAACGAGGGGUGGACAAGCUAUGCUACGGUGUGAAUGUUCUCUUUGUGGUUUUUUAUUCAUUACAUAAGUGCCAUGUGUUUGCUGAAGCAGUGGGUCAGAAGAGAAAAUAUUCGCUUAUUCAAACAUGACUCAUUGCAAUACAUAUUUUGUUUUCAUUGACAUUGGAGCAGCUGGAUUUGAAUUUUGUGCGGCUGUAAUUGCUCAUGGCAGAUAUUUAGCCUGCGUCACCACGUGCGUUGUGAGUGUUUUUGCUUCCCAUCACUUUUAAUAAACCACACCACGUUAUGAUAGAGGCAGUCAAACUGAAAUAGGCAUCAUAUAAACCAUGACUGAAGAAAACAAAGAAAGAAUUAUAUAUUGUGCAAACUUAGUUUCCUUCAUUGACGGCAUUACAAGCGUACACGUCUUUGUUACUUCACGUUACAACUUGCUGCUAAGACAUGAAACACAACUCCAAACUGAGGCAAACCUGACGUGCAGUUGACGUGGACGCCCGCGCCGGUCACAGACAGGCGCCUGGCGGAAACGGUUUGUUCCUCAACAUGGGUCUUAAAACCCACGGGCCGAGUGGCUCUCCACUCAGUCGCACCUUGAGACUAACAAUGGGCUUUUACUGCAGCUCCCUCAGUGUCCACUGAAGGAAAAGACACAACUUUAUUGAGGUAGAUUGAGAUAGAUUAGCGUUGGCUGUACAUGAUGGGCAGUCUCCAUGCUAAAGCCUUGGUGCUCCAACACACAGUGGGUACACACUAAUAAAAUGAAACACUAACAUCAAUAAAAUGAGGAAAAUGUUUUUUUGUUUUUUUAAAGAGGGUGUGUGUGUUCACAUAAAACCCCUUGAUGUAAAAAUGCCUAAUCUCAUCCGAGCUAUGUACGUGCGGUUUGAAAUAAAAAUGUGGAGCGGGCGCAUGAAUAAUUUAUCUGAGUAAGAAAACCAUAAAGGUUUGUGCUGUUUUUGUUUUUGCACUAAAGCGAAGCCACCGUGCACGGCGAAAGACAGCGGUGGCGAUGCAGGGCUCUGUUCUCUGAUAAAAACAUACAUACACAAACAUGGUAUUGCACAAACUCUGCACAACUUGAUGUGUGUUUCCAGAUUGUACAUUUUAAUCAUAUGUGUGUGUAUAUUGAAAUUGAGUAACAUUUGCCAAUAUCUGUUUGUGGAAAUAUGAAAUAUGGUAUUGUCUCAUAAAAACUGUUCAUCCCUUAA
Messenger RNA from Pseudoliparis swirei, 8295 nucleotides. It is a transcript of the gene sptbn4a, whose product is annotated as spectrin, beta, non-erythrocytic 4a. The transcript has 19 exons. Gene Ontology annotation, biological process: actin cytoskeleton organization. The coding region runs from base 166 to 4833 and encodes 1555 amino acids. Gene Ontology annotation, cellular component: cortical actin cytoskeleton; cell junction; cell projection. Gene Ontology annotation, molecular function: actin filament binding; phospholipid binding. NCBI's taxonomy places the organism in Eukaryota, Metazoa, Chordata, Actinopteri, Perciformes, Liparidae. The record is from RefSeq and is a predicted model, not a curated record.